GCUCUCUGUCGAUCGAACCCCACCCCGUCUUACCGAAUACAGCCUCCGUCUGGAAUCCAGAUCUCUUGCCCUGCGCUCGCAGGUCCGCGCCCAUCGCCAUGGCCACCCUAACCCCUCUCAACAUCAAGUCCGCCGCGCGCAAACUCCCCAUCAAGCGCAAGAAUCCCUCACAGCCCCAAGCUCAACCUGCAUCCAACUCCCAUUCUGUUUCCAUCUCGACCCCCAAUCCUAACCCUAACGCCAACCCUAAUCCCAUCCCGCUUUCUUCUUAUCCCCCCACUCUCCCUUCCUCUCGCAACAACACAUACGAAGACGACGAUCCCGACGCCGAGUAUGACGACGAGGAGCCCGAGGACGAGGGCGGUGACUCAAAGCAGCCGCCUUUCAAGUUUCACCGGAUCUGGCCAGAAUCUGACGAGAUCCGCUUCUUGCAGGGUCUUCUCGGCUGCUGGUCUCAGGGCUUGGUCUUCCCCAGGGAUCUCAACAUCUUUUACGACCGUUUUUCUGAGUCUAUGUCGCAGCCCUACACCCGCUCACAGCUAUCCGAGAAGCUGAGACGCCUGAGGAAGAAGUACAGGACUAUGGCCGGCCGCAUCGUGCGUGGGCAGGAUCCGUCCCGACUCUCCCAGCACGAUCGAGAUCUGUUACAUCUUUCUACCCGUCUUUGGGAUCCUUCCAAUGCUUCCACGUCCCCAUUCUCAGCACCCGACGCCGUCGCAGCGGGAAGCGCCGGCAAUAAGCGCCGCCGGCCUAACCCUAGGGCCCCAGCUAGCAGGACCAGAAACUCUUCUUCACCUCCUCAGGUUAUUGUUGCUUUGGAGAGCGCUCCUUUCCUACCUUCAAAUCCGCCCCUAGCCCUUCCUUCUUCUUCAUCUCCUAUUAAAGACAACAGAGAAUGCGUGGAUACUCCUGCUCCCAUUGGGCACAAGGGAUCCAUAGAUGGUACUGAUUUUGCUGCAUCUCCAGAGGAAAUCGCCAAGGAGGAGCUGCCUGCUCAUCCAGGAACUACCUCUGUUGAGGCGAAGCAGACGGGAGCCAAGCAUCUUGCCAUCAAGUCGGUAUUGGAUGUGCUCGAUGGGGCCUUAAAUGAGGUGCGUUCUACGCUUUCUGUCCAAAGGAUUAUUUCAUCUGAUGGUACUUUGGAACAAGGGUCAGAGAUGAAAACCCUGUUGAAAAGAUGGCAAGAACAUCGGCUUGCAGAGCUGGAUUUGUUAGCCCAGAGGUGGAGGUUGACUAUUGAACAAAAAGCAAAGUAGAUCUGAUAUUGUUAAAUUUAGGUCCUUUGCUCCUGAGUUUAACUAAACCUGCAUCUGAUUUUGGCUUUUUAUUCAUAUACCUCUACUUCCUGUUAUGUAUAUUUUUUACUGUGUUUUUAGUACCAGAUCUACUGACUCUUAUAUGAACUCUCGUGAUAGUUUGAAUUCUGCAGUAAAUUAUGUUGUUGUGCAUCAAUCC
Dendrobium catenatum is the source of this 1455-nucleotide messenger RNA. Its product is annotated as probable transcription factor At3g04930. Gene Ontology annotation, biological process: regulation of DNA-templated transcription. Gene Ontology annotation, cellular component: nucleus. The record is from RefSeq and is a predicted model, not a curated record. The transcript has a single exon. The coding region runs from base 99 to 1256 and encodes 385 amino acids. Lineage: Eukaryota; Viridiplantae; Streptophyta; Magnoliopsida; Asparagales; Orchidaceae.